UUGCAACGAGAAACAUCUUCUUCAGCAUUGCUGGACAGGGUUAUGGCAGAAUUUGCAGCGCCACACGGGAAAUUAAGUGAACAUAAUAAACGAGCAGCAAGAAUAAAAGGGACGCGGUGUGCAUAUCUGGCGCAUAUGGGACUUAUCACAACGGGGAAACGGCAGAUUUGCGCUGCAAGGACCAACAGCCCACUUCACUGAUGAGGUCCAAAACAGCCAUCAGAUAGGAGUGACCUGCCCUCACCAAAGGUGCACAGCACGCCUGUAGAAGCACAGGCCGGUCUUCCCAGUACCCUGCCGGAUCUAGUCCUGUUGUCCACACUUUCUGCUUGAGUUUGUCCCCGGGAUCAUUCAAAACUGUUUCUCCAACGCUUCUACCAAAAACUUAGACUGUUUUCCACAGCAGAAUCGGCCCAGCCCUCCCAGGCGGAAGUAAUGGGGAGUGUGCGAAGCCACCGUUACAGCAUUGUGUCCUCUGAGGAAGAUGGCAUGAAGCUGGCCACUAUUGCUGUCCCGAAUGGCUACGGCAACGGCAAUGUCAACAAGGUGCACACAGAGCACCAACAUCAGAGCCGCUUCGUCAGCAAGGAUGGCCACUGCAAUGUGCAGUUUAUCAAUAUGAGUGAGAAAGGCCAGCGGUACCUGGCAGAUAUCUUCACCACCUGCGUGGACAUCCGCUGGCGCUGGAUGCUGCUCGUCUUCUGCCUUUCCUUCCUGCUGUCAUGGUUGUUUUUUGGCUUAGUCUUCUGGGUAGUGGCCCUCUGUUACGGAGACUUAGACAAUGAGACUCAGAUGUGUGUUUCCAAUGUGGACAGCUUCACCGCUGCCUUCUUGUUCUCAGUGGAGACCCAAACCACUAUUGGCUAUGGUUAUCGCUAUGUGACAGAGGAGUGCCCCGUUGCCGUCUUCAUGGUUGUCGUCCAAAGCAUUGUGGGCUGCAUCAUUGAUGCUUUCAUCAUUGGUGCUGUCAUGGCCAAGAUGGCUAAACCCAAAAAAAGGAAUGAGACCCUGGUGUUCAGCCAUUAUGCUACAGUGGCCAUGAGGGACGGUAAACUUUGCCUGAUGUGGCGUGUGGGGAACCUGAGGAAGAGUCACCUGGUGGAGGCCCACGUCAGGGCACAGCUGCUCAAAUCCCGCACCACCGCUGAGGGUGAGUUCAUCCCUUUGGAUCAGGUAGACAUUGACGUAGGAUUUGAUAGUGGCAUUGACCGAAUCUUCCUGGUGUCUCCAAUCACCAUUGUACAUGAGAUUGAUGAGGACAGCCCAUUCUAUGAGAUGAGCAAACAGGAGUUGGAGACAUCAGAAUUUGAGAUCGUAGUGAUUCUGGAGGGCAUGGUCGAGGCUACAGCCAUGACUACUCAAUGUCGGAGCUCCUACGUGGCCAGCGAGAUUCUCUGGGGCCACCGCUUUGAGCCAGUGCUCUUUGAGGAAAAGAACUACUACAAAGUGGACUACUCUCGCUUCGAAAACACGUAUGAGGUGCCCAGUACACCCAGCUGUAGUGCCAGGGAACUAGCCGAGAAGAAGUCCGACGCCUCUAGCUCAAGGAACUCCUUUUGUUACGAGAACGAGGUGGCUCUCGAAAAAGUCGAGAUGGAAGAGCAGUUUGAGGGGGAGGGAAACGGGGAGAUGAGGGAUGUCGAGGUUGGUGCACUUGAAGACACAAACACAGAUGUGGUGUCAGACUCUGAAUGCAAUCUGGACUCCUUGCCUUUAGAAUCAAGGCCUUUGACAGCAGAAUCAGAAAUAUGACUGCAGAGAUAAAGAAGGGUUAAAUACUAGAAUGUGGUAUGUUAAAAACAGCUUGAAUUUGGUAAUGAUUGCUGUUCUUUAUAAUGCAUGACAGUUUGUAAACGACUGUGAUUUGAGUAUAUAGUUCUCUAUGCAGAAGCUCACGCAUAAGACACCAUGGAAAUCCAGACUUAUAUUGUUUAUAGUAAAAGUGGUGAUAAAUUUACUGGUUGCAUGUUUUGUACUGAGCAUCCUGGGUAUGAUAGGAGUUUCUGUGGCCUAAAUGUCACAUAAUGAUGUGACUGGCUAGAAUAAUGAAAUCUAUUUAAUUUAAAUGUAAAAAUUAAAAAAAAAAGAUGUGAACCUGAAACUUUGAGAUUUAUUAUUUUUAAAUACCAACCUAAAUUAAUAUAUAUUUUUUGUCAUUUUAAGUUCAGGAAUCUUACUUUAAAAGUUGCUAAAAUCAUUUAAACCACUUGCACAAAGGCUACUGUUUGUUAACGAGCUGGUCUCUUAGCAAAGUAUAUUUACAGUCUUCUUCAGUGUUGUGUUGCUCUCAUGGUGUGAGGCAGGAAAGAGGUGUCUUGCACAAGUACACUAAUGCUCUUCAACCGAUCUUGUUUAAGUAUAGUAUCUUUUGCAGCGUGUGCCUUAACAAAAAUCUCUGUCCUGGUGGAUGCACUCGGGAGAUUUGGCUUUGACUGAGCACACGCUGCAGCAGAUGUCACAGGAGGAAGAAGCAUUCACAGGCAUUUCACUAUCCAGUAUGCUGCCACUCCUUGCAGGUAUUCUUGUUAUAAUGUGCAAUAUAAAUCAUUGGUAGAAUGUGACAGGAAGCUCAACCCUGUGCCGAGGUUAUGAAUGUUAAUGAUAAGUGCUGCUAAGUUACAUAUUGUAUGUUUAGGGAGAAAUCUAGGAGCCAUAAUGUAUUAUUUGUCUUUUAAAGUAUCCAUUUUGAAGAUUACAGAUGCAGCUUAUAAUGGAAUUUCUUGAUGUAGACAAGCAUGAUUCUGUCAGUGUGUUUUCCAAAGCUUUAGUGCACUCCCCUCCCCCAUAACAGCAGAAACUGUUUAAUUACCCAAAGCCAAAUGUGUACAUACAUAUAAGAUGCAAGUGUAACUCAUCUGUUAGUUGAAGUUUAAACCUGAACUUUUCCUCAUCUAACGGCGCUUGGCUUUUGAAACGUUGCAUUAUUUGAGUUGAUUUUGAUGUAGUCGGCUUUAUAUUCACAUCAGUGUUGUUGGCAUGGCAGAUGUGCAGAAUUUGGACACAUCCUUGUUAACCCUCACACAUCACCACGGCGGGUCUUGUGAAGUUAUUUGUCAUUUCUGAAUGGGCCCUUGCUUUGUCUUAAUAAAGAUCAGGUCUGUUGAUUAAUAUUUCAGUUACAAUCACAAAUCCUGAACAGAUGUAGCACACUUGACUUCAGUCUUACUCAAGAUUGAGCUUUAAUGUUUUUUAUCUUUUACUCUAGGUGUCAAUGUGACACAUUCAUGCUUGGAUAAUGGUCAUACGAAGCCAGAACACUCUACUGCUUCUCUGAAAAGAAAAUCUAUUAAAACAUUUUAUCUGUUCUCGUACUGAUACCUCUCCUGUCUUAGGUCUUUAUUUUUCUACCAGGAUCUCCCCACUUUCCUGCACAAACCAGACUGUACAGAUUUUUUAAAAUCUUUUUGUAAAUUAUAAGGUAAAUAAUGUAUAUUGAUAUUGCAGUUGAUGAAAAC
Molecule: messenger RNA, 3455 nt
Organism: Micropterus salmoides (largemouth bass)
Lineage: Eukaryota; Metazoa; Chordata; Actinopteri; Centrarchiformes; Centrarchidae
Product: inward rectifier potassium channel 2-like
Exons: 2
Coding region: 436-1752 (438 amino acids)
Biological process (GO): potassium ion import across plasma membrane; regulation of monoatomic ion transmembrane transport
Cellular component (GO): plasma membrane
Molecular function (GO): inward rectifier potassium channel activity
Source: RefSeq, a predicted model, not a curated record